Molecule: messenger RNA, 822 nt
Organism: Rotaria socialis
Lineage: Eukaryota; Metazoa; Rotifera; Eurotatoria; Philodinida; Philodinidae
Source: the annotation of a GenBank genome assembly
AUGGCCAAUACAUCUGAGAUGCAAUUAAAAGUAAUCAAUUCACUUGGUUCACUUGAAUUUGGAAAAUCAUUUUUAAAUCAACCUCGUGGUAUUGCUUAUCGUCCAUCGGAUUCUUUACUAUUUAUUGCUGAUUCAAAAAAUAAACGCGUUGUUGCCUUCACAGAAGAUAAUAAACUCGCUAAAAUUAUAAGUCAUUAUGGAACAAAAAAUGGUUUAGCUGUUAUGAGUAAUAAUCAAGUAUUGAUGAGUGAUGAAUUAGAAGUAUUAAUCUUGAGUAGUGAUCUUCGUUUGACACGCACAAUAGCUUGUGAUGAUAUUCAAGCUGGUUCAACUAAUUAUCAAGGUAUCUGCGUUGAUGAACAUGAUUCAAUUUAUGUAUGCGAUCAAGCUAAUCGACAAGUCAAAGUUUAUGAUCCUCGAUGUGGAACUAUCAUACGAUUUUUCGGAGAUAAAAAUAUAUUUAGCUCACUGGCAUAUUGUACAGCAGCUAAUGGAUAUGUUUAUAUAACAGACCCACAAGGUUCAUGCGUUCAUAAGUUUACACUUGAGGGAACUUUUGUAAAACGUUUUGGCAGUGAAACAUCAUCCGCUUUUCCUCAAGCACUUUCAAGUCCUCGUGGUAUAACCGCAUUUCCCGACACAAAUCAUUUACUUGUAGCUGAUUCUCAUAAUGAUCGCUUAGUGCUUUUUGAUGAUAAUGGUGAGUUUCAACAAUUAAUAACAAGUGGUAUCGAAUAUCCAGAAUCAUUAGCAGUAAAUAAAAAGGGAGACAUAUUUGUGGCCAUGACUGAUCGAGUCGAUAUAUUUUCUCGUCAUAACUAA